AUGUCUCCCGUUUCGACCGACGGAAGCGAAUGGUCAGGAAUAAAUCAAUAUUCGCUCCCAUCACCGAACUCCAUCCGCAGCGCAUUCCCUACUCCACCGUCGUCUGGCUCGCAAUCCCAUGGCGGUCCUUCAGAUUCGACUUCCAUCUCGUCUAACAGCCUCACACUCCCACCAGCUAGAAUGUCACAGAAGGCAUCACCACCGAGCUCGAUUGCGUCACGGUCGAGAGAAAGUAAUGGCACACUCUCGGACCAGAGUGGUGCUAGGAGACAGAGGAUGGAGGAUAUGCUGUCCCAGCACUACAUCGUACUGAGAAGAUACCUCCAAGGUCCGUCCAGAGACGAAUCGAAUAUACGGUCAAAUAAGGCUAGAGAUAAGCUUUUACGGCUGUCUCCUGUCCUGUUCCUCGAAUUGAGUACAGACGUCUACGACGAACUACUUAGACGACAGGCUGUCGUGGCUGCUUCUCGUCCAGGUCCUCCAGGUCCACGGCCGGAGGUUCCUCCCCACCUACUUCCCCGACAAGAAUAUCAUAAAAAACGUAAUCAGGCGCGCCAGAAGCUAUCCUCGUUACAGGAUCAGCGGUUUAAAGACCUUGCGACAGAUGUGUUUUGUGAGCUAGAGAGACGGUUUCCACACUUUGCUGGUCCAGACAUGAGCAGGCGCGGGAGCCCUGCACCCAGUAUGGGAGGACGUUAUGGCGGCCCACGACCGGACUCUAACGGACAAGGCUACGGGUAUCCAGGCACUCCAAACGGAUCUCGUGGCCCUCCGCCGGGUUCUAGAGGCCCUGGAUAUCCUCCUGGUCCUGGUGGCCGAUUCCCCCCUCGACAAGGCUCCCUCGGGGGCAUGUCUGCUACAGGAUUGGGCAUAAACGGCGAAGCGAUUCCGGAAAACGCACCCUAUCAAAAAUCUUUCCAGAAUAAUACCGUUGUGCCUAAUAAAAGUACGCUAGUGGAAGACGAUGACGCCGACGAUGACGAUGAUCGGCGAAGUGAUGCCUUUGCGCUAGAUAAGGUGCUUGAUAGCAGGAGAGAUCUGAUGACAAGCGCUAGUGGUGCAGAACGUGAUAGAAAACUUGCUGAUGCUGAGGCGCAGGUAUCUGAGCUUCAAAAAAGGGUAGAAGAGCUGGAGUUGAUGCACAAGGAGAAGGAGGAGGAAAUAAGCUCUCUCCGGGGAAGCAAGGAUAGAUCAAGUGGAUGGGAGGCGGAGAAAGCUGGAUACGAAGAGAUGAAGCGAGAGCUGGAAGAGCAAUUAUCCAACACGCAUAACCUUAACAAUUCGGUUCUCUCACAGCUCGACGAGGCUCGGGAUCGGCAGAGAAGUGCUGAGAUGGAGCUAGAUCAGCUUCGUCAAGAAAGAUCCGUCGGUGGCAACGCUUCUGCUUCUAGUGACGACGGAAACGAAUGGAGAACCCGAUUCGAGGACCUUGAUCGGGAGCAUGAAUCUCUCAAAGCCAAACUCAAGCAUCAACAAGAAGUCACGGAACAAGUGCGGUUACAAGCCUCGGCGUUCCUGCAGGAAAUGAGAGCGUUGUCUGACGGGCAAAACUCGAAUUGGGAUCGCGAGGAACGUCUAGCACGAGAUGUAGACCGACUAGAGGCAGAAGUCAAGCACUGGAAGAACCGAUACGCAAAAUCAAAGACACAACUGCGGCACCUUCGAUCCUCCUCAAUCGGAUUACCUGAACACCUUCCGGACACGAAUAUCAUUGCAAAGGAGAACGACCUAACUCAGCCUGACGGGCUGGUCAAAGAUGUACACAUUACCAAGUUCCAAAUGGCUAUUGAUGAAUUGUUACGCAUUGCACGCUCCGACGAGCCGUCUAUGGUAUUGGGACAGAUGAAGGGUGUUGUGCUUGCUGUCCGAUACAUCACACAAGAUCUCGAUAACGCCCAAAAGAGAAACAAACACGACGACGACGAUGAAUUGCUCAGAGUACGCACCCGAGCCAAAGCACAAGUCUCAGCAACCGCAAACAACCUCAUCACUGCUUCAAAGAAUUUCGGCAACUCCAACGGCCUGUCGCCCGUCUCUCUUCUGGAUGCAGCUGCCUCUCACCUCACUGCAGCAGUGGUCGAUCUAGUCCGGAAAGUGAAGAUUAGACCAACCCCAGAGGACGAGCUUGCAGAUGAUGAAGGAGACGAAGACCAGCUCGCACCCAUGCAGUCACCUGGAUACUUCAGCGUAGCUCCAAGCCUGACCCGAUUCAGCGGCAACGAGUCUAUCUACAGCGCCAUCAGCUCUCCGCCGUCAUUACGAUCGAGGGCCAACUCCCACGUCAUGUCACGAAACCGGUUGUCAGGAGCUAAACAUGGCUAUCCCGGUCUGUCUCCUGAUAAGGAGCUAGAAGAGCUCAGGCUCCACCUGGAAGACCAAACCAGCGCCCUCGUCCAUUCCAUCCAAUCCCUCGUGGCCAGCAUACGAGGCGAAGACCCCAUUUCCUCUAUCCAGAUGCACAUCAACACCAUUGCAGGCGCUGUCGAGAAGGUAGUCUCCUCGACGGAAAUGGCCAUGUCGAAACCCGAUGCCAACCCUGCGCUGCGUGAACGUGCAGUCCCCGUGAUAGAAAUACUUGCUCGACACCGUGAUGACCUUCUCGACGUUGGCGCUGCAGGCGGCAAGACGAGUGACUCCACCGUGAUACGUGAACUGAAUAGCAAGCUGCCACCCAUCGCAUUCCAGAUAGCUCGAGAGACGAAAGAGCUUGUGCAGCGUGUCGACCAGAUCGAGUAUGCCAGCCAGAACAACGAGGAAGAUGAUUUCCGUUAA
Messenger RNA from Arthroderma uncinatum, 2772 nucleotides. Its product is annotated as SpaA. Gene Ontology annotation, cellular component: actomyosin contractile ring; cell cortex of growing cell tip. The transcript is spliced from 3 exons. Gene Ontology annotation, molecular function: MAP kinase scaffold activity. The record is from RefSeq and is a predicted model, not a curated record. The coding region runs from base 1 to 2772 and encodes 923 amino acids. NCBI's taxonomy places the organism in Eukaryota, Fungi, Ascomycota, Eurotiomycetes, Onygenales, Arthrodermataceae.